CUUGCCUGUGUGUGCAUGCAUGACCAGUGGUUUGACGUUAAAGCGACCAAUCAGAUUACGUUGACUCGGUGAGUCUUUCGUUUGAGAUCAAGUGCAUGGUUAUUUUGUUCAGACCGUCAUUCACAAAGUUGCGUCAAGAAUGAGCGUGAUUGUUGCGGCGUUCUGUCUGUUAUACACAUUACUUCCUUGUGUUCAAAUGGUGACAUUGGAAGAAGGAUUGGAAAAUCCAUCGAAAUACAUUAAAUACGACACCAGCACCUUCAACAUUGGCAUGCACGCUGGUUUGUCAUUACUGAUCACCUACUGUAUACUCGCGUCGGUCAUCUCUUUCAUCGUUAUUGUGUCAAGGGCCUUGGGAUACAAGAAAAAGAAAAAAGCAGCAUAACCACCGGAACAGGAUUAACUUGGACAAAUCUUAUCCCCUCGGUCCUAUUCGUGUCUGCCCAACGAGCUGUGCUAGUUAUUCCCUAUCUCCCCAAUGCUCAAACGUUGUGACUAAAUGACUAGAUCCACAUUACAUGGAAUUGUUACUUUGUGUACUUCAUUCGGUAGCUGAGGUGCAUCUCAUUCUGUCCAUGAAAAACUUUUUACGAGUAGCAACCAUGCGUCUUCAGUGUAGAGUCGAAGUAAACCUUUGUCGGAGGUACAUCGCGAAUAACCUAAACAGUGCAAAGGACCUAUUGAACCGUUGGCUCAGUUGUAUGCAGCUUUAACUUGUCUGAACUUAAUUGGCUGCAACGGACAUGAGAAUAUAUUCCGCGCCGAGUGGUAGAAUGUACUUGACCUUCCCUUCAAAAAGUUGCUUUGUAUCAAGCCGAAAUAAAGAAAACGGCUCUUUGC
Dicrocoelium dendriticum is the source of this 840-nucleotide messenger RNA. Lineage: Eukaryota; Metazoa; Platyhelminthes; Trematoda; Plagiorchiida; Dicrocoeliidae. The record is from the annotation of a GenBank genome assembly.